AUGCGUCUCAGCUACAUCAUAUUCCUUGCAACGGCUGCCUUGAUUGCCACUUCCACCUCCGGUCAGGGCCAGAAUGCGGAGAUCAGCGCACCAGCUACCUGGGAGAACGACAUCCCCAUCAAGCGUUUCCUGCGCAAGAGAGAUACGAAUGACGCUGAGGAGAGAGCUAUCAACUUCAAAGUGCCCGUGAAAGUGAAGCAAUUCGGCGGCAAGGUGAAGAGACUGUCCAUUUAUAAUGCGUUGCUUGUACUCGCACGUAAGAAACCCAAAUGGGUGCUGGAGCACUACCCUCACUUAUACGAUGGCUAUCGAAGGUUCUAUCGCAAUAGAAUGGUUGAAGGGGUGAAGUAUAGCUAG
Messenger RNA from Phytophthora infestans T30-4, 357 nucleotides. RefSeq names its product secreted RxLR effector peptide protein, putative. Lineage: Eukaryota; Oomycota; Peronosporomycetes; Peronosporales; Peronosporaceae. The transcript has a single exon. The record is from RefSeq and is a predicted model, not a curated record. Bases 1 to 357 code for a protein of 118 amino acids.